Molecule: messenger RNA, 1326 nt
Organism: Cylindrotheca closterium
Lineage: Eukaryota; Bacillariophyta; Bacillariophyceae; Bacillariales; Bacillariaceae
Source: the annotation of a GenBank genome assembly
AUGAGCGCUGUACCGCCGUCCCCGCGCAAGUUGAGCAUGAAAAGCAUGCCCUCUCCUCGCAAAUUGAUGAGCAAAACUUUGAAAUCCGUACGGGGACGGCGAAACGCGGAAAAAACUCAAGCGAAAGUUUUAUCAAGUCCGGCCACAACGCUGAAGAAACUCUUCAAGACUCCCUCCAGUCGCAAACAACGUUCCGAUUCGGAAUCCUUACCUUCUGUGCCUCUCAUGGAUUUGGCGGAGGGUGAUGAAGAGGCGGAACGAGAAAAGGAAAAGCUGGAAGAAAAGGAAGAACGGGAACGCAUCCAAGAAGAGAUACAAAAUGAUAUGUCCACUACGGACUUGCCAUCGCCGGAAGAAGAACGAUUAAAGAAGGUGGAAGGGCUAACGGCGAUUGCACCACCCAACUUACUGCUUAGUGACGAUGAGGAUGAAAUUCUCAAUAUUCCCUUGGCAGAUUUGGAGGAUGAUGAUAUCAAUGAUGAUGAUGGAGUAUGCAAAGAACCAGCACGAAAGGAUGAAGCAUCGUCAUCAGCUCCCGCUAGUAAAUCAGAUGAGGAUGACGAUGAUAUCGAUGAUACGGAUCAUGUCGAUGAUACGGAUCAGAUUCUUGCUGCAGAUGAUUACAAAGAGCCAGAGGAUCGUGAUGAUGGUAGAAGAACCUCCGCUUCGAAAUCACCAAAGUCUCCCAAAUCACCGGGACGCAGGAAAACCAAGAUCAAGAAAUCCAAGAGACGGAAGAAAAAGAAAAAGAGCGUCUGCUUUUCCGAAGGUGUAUUGGUCUAUACCGACACACAAGGGACAAGAGAACGACAGGCCAUGUUCUAUUCCGAACAGGAAAUGGACGAUUUCCGGCAGGAUGUGGCCUAUCACGCCAGCAUCCUCAUGGACAACCAUCCCGACAAUGGUGAUUACGUACAGCACGCAAACGCCAAUACUACCAACGGUGGCACCACCUCUGCCGCCACGCUGCCGCAACACGAUUACAACACGGCCCAUGAUUCGGGUUUGUGUCUGCUCGGAGUCGAACAUCACUUUCUGAACGAAACCUACAAGCAAAAACAAAAACUCAAAGCCGUAUUGGCAGUCUUGAUGGAACAAGAUCGACAAUACAAGGAAGAUGGACACUUUACUCCUGCGGACGAUGUUAGCAUGUCCAAGUGUUAUCAACGAGUUUCGAGGAUAAGUCACAAGGAGGCUCAUGAACGUGGAUUGCGAUCACUCAAACUUCAUGGUGACAUUGGCGAUAACGGUGGUGAUCAUCAUGGUGGAAAUCAAAACGGGGAUACCGAACCAUCCUCCUCCGCAAGUUCGAUACAUUCGCGGUGA